ACCGCACCCUGGGAUUUUAAGAAUUUUUUCAUUGAGAUUGAAUCUUGGACGAGCCCUAAUGAUAUUUUUUCUCUUAUUAAAAGAAAAACAACGGCAUCUGAAUCGUCUUCUUCGAGUCUGAGACGCUCUUUUUGCUGGUGUUUUUUUUAGCGGACGAGAAAAUUUUCCGACAUUGAGUAUUAAAGAGUAAUUUUCUCGGCUAAGUUUUUUUUCUGGGUUUUUUUCCUAAGAUGCCGGAGAAAGGAGGGGUUCUGUCUCCGGCGACGAGCCAAGUGACGAUUCUCCGACCGAGCCCUCUGCAUCAAUGGCGUUUCGGUGCUCUCACAGCUCUUGUCUUCUUCCUCAUGGUGGUCGUAUGGAGCAUCGAUGGCUGCACCAUCAAAGGCUUCAUCGAGCCAUGGAGAUGGAAUUCGUAUUCGAUGAGAGUCGACGCUUCUUCCUCUUCGAACGUCACUAAGAAUCAUCAUCUUCAAGAUCCCACCUUUAACACGACCCAUCACCAAAAUCUCACUUCUGACACAGCCCAUUCGCGAAAACCGGAACCGGGCACGACCCGACAACAGAAUCUCCCUUCGAACCUGAAUCGGGGUCAGCUCAAGUGGGUUUCAGCAGAGUUGGAGCCAAAUUUCACGGCGAAUCUCCUGGGAAAGUGGUUGGCUCCGGGGGGAGAACCCUGCAGAGAGGCGAGGACCGUCGAGAUUUCAGUUCCCAGCAUCGACGGUAGGGAUUCGGUAGAGUUAACAACCGGUGAGAUCCAUGAAUUCUAUUUUCAAGCCCUAGAUGAUUCGGGCAAACCCGUUUGCAUUGGUGGGGAUUACUUCGAGACGGAUCUCUCCGGCGAAAACUGGAAAUCUAGACCGCUGGUGAAAGAUUUCGGCAACGGAACUUAUUCUGUGUCGCUUCAGGUUCACCCAGAUUUCGCCGGCGAUUACAAUCUCACCGUGAUUUUGCUCUUCCGUCACUUCGAAGGCCUUAAGUUCAGUCCCACGCGCUUCGCGUUCGACAAAACGCUACGCAACAUCAGAAUACGCUUCGCUAAGGCUGACGUCACUUUGCCGGAGCUCAGGGCAUGUGAAGCAUCGGAUUUUACCAGGGACGCGUGGUCUGGACGGUGGACGAGGCACGGGAAGAACGAUGACUGCCAGAUCAGCAACGACGGCCGCUACCGUUGUCUCCCGGCCGAUUUCGCUUGCCGGAAGCCAUGGUGCGACGGCGCAUUAGGAGCGUUAGAAAGCAAUGGUUGGGUUUACUCGAGCCAUUGCUCUUUCAAGCUGUUUUCCGGCGAUUCAGCUUGGGAAUGCUUGAAGAACAGAUGGAUUUUCUUCUGGGGAGACUCGAAUCACGUGGAUUCGAUCAGAAACUUGCUGAAUUUCGUCCUGGGUCUGCCUGAUAUCCACGCGGUGCCGAGAAGAUUCGACAUGAACUUCACCAACCCGAAAAACGAAUCGCAGACCGUUAGGAUCACGAGCAUUUUCAACGGCCAUUGGAACGAAUCCCAGAACUAUUUAGGAUUGGAUUCGCUGAAAGAUCAAGGCUUUAGAGACUUGUUGAACAAAUACUUCUCAGAAGCGACCGCCCCGGACGCCAUGAUCGUGAACUCAGGCUUACACGACGGCGUCCACUGGUCCAACCUCAGAGCGUUCGUGAAAGGCGCAGAGUACGCAGCCAAGUUCUGGAGAGAGGCAUUCGACUCGGUCACGAGCCGAGGACUGAAGCCACCAAAGGUAAUCUUCAGGAACACGAUCGCGACAGGAGGGUACGCAAGAUCACUGGCUUUCAACCCGAGCAAGAUGGAAGCUUUCAACGGCGUGUUGCUGGAGAAGAUGAGGAGAGAGAUGCUGGUCCAGCGGGUGGUCGAUAACUUCGACAUGACGUAUCCAUGGCACUACGAUAACCGGUGCAAUGACGGGGUUCAUUACGGCAGAGCUCCGGCCAAGAUGCGGUGGAGGGACGGCGAGAUCGGGCAUCAGUACUUCGUGGAUCUGAUGCUUGUGCACGUGCUGAUGAACGCGCUGUGUGUAAGAUGAUUGAGAGGUUGGUGCUUAGGAGUUUUACCCAUUCUUUAUAUUAGUUUUGGGUUGAGGGUAUAGAAGAUGAUGAUUCGAGAUUAUAUACUAUGAUUGUGUGUUUGUGUUUUUUUUUUGUAUAUUAGUUGCAUUUGGUGGGGGAAUUGUAUGAUAAAUGUCGUUAGUAUUUUAUGCACCAACUGAUUUUGUUCUCUUCCAAAAACUUGGCUGUUUGAUGAUGAUGAUGAUGAUGCUGAUGA
This is a messenger RNA of Tarenaya hassleriana, 2266 nucleotides long. RefSeq lists its product as uncharacterized. The coding region runs from base 231 to 2027 and encodes 598 amino acids. The record is from RefSeq and is a predicted model, not a curated record. The transcript has 2 exons. NCBI's taxonomy places the organism in Eukaryota, Viridiplantae, Streptophyta, Magnoliopsida, Brassicales, Cleomaceae.